AUGAUGAAGGCAACCUUCAACUGUACAACUCUAGGUAUGAUGUUAGUGAUGACAUUCAUGUUAUUGUUAUUGUCAUUCGCCCCAUCUGGAUCUAGUGCUUAUGAGAUUGAUACACCCGAGUUAAACUCGGUUAUAUGGUUCUUAAAUCAAACAGGUAGUAGUGUUUCAAGAGAUCCUAAUGUAUUUUGUACUACUAUACCAGAGACUAUUCGAUGCGUAUAUAAUAUAUCUGGUAGAUACCAUGUCUCUGCAAUGAUAUUAUAUAUAUCUUCAUAUGUAUCAUCUGGACCAGCAGUGACGUCAAACCCAACACUCUUUUUCCCAAGGUUGACCGACAUGGUCAUUACAUUUGCUUCAAAUACUCAUCACUCUACCAAUGUUUCGACACUAGAUCUUAUCCAACCCAGUUCCUUUCCAGUGAUCAAUAUAAUAUCACUUUCAAAUGAUGGUACAAUCUAUCAAGUUCCACCAAACUUUGGUGCAUCUAUGCAGUUGACAACUCUUACUAUUAUUAAUGCAGCCAAUUUAAAGAGUGCGACGGUAUCUUCGAUUUUUGCCACUAGAGUCAACAUUCUCAAUCAAUUCUAUCUAAAUGUGUUUUUAUUUGGCUCUACCUUGAAUACAAAAAUUGCAUCAUUGUCAGUUGAGAUGGGUGCAUCACAAGACCUUAUACUAACUUUGGAUUCUUCGUCUCUUCCUUCCCUCAAAUAUCUAUCAUUAACCAAAUAUGACACUGGUAGUCUUACAGUAAACUGCUUUUCAUCAACUAUCAAUACAAUACUACUAUCUGGUCCAACUACUUUGAAUCUAAGAACACCCAAUUUCGAUCAAAUAUUUGAUGUUUAUUUAAAUGGAAUAGGUGCUACUUUAACUCCGACUGAAAUUAGUUCCUACCCCAAUUUAAAAACAUACCGCGUUUUAAAUGCUGCUAGUUAUAAUAUCCCUUUCACCUCAUUUCAAUCAAAUACUAAAUUACAAGACUUGUUAAUAUUAGAUUCUGGAAUUACAUCAUUACAAAAUAUGCCACAACUUCCAAAAAGUUUAAAAUCUUUAAUUUUGAUGAGGAAUAACAUACAAGGACAAUUACCAUUGGAUAUUUUCGAAAAGAUUCCACUAGAACCUAAUACUUUUACAUUUGAUAUCACAUUAAAUCAAAACCUUUCUGGUAGUAUAAGUAAAAAUUUUUGCAACUACUUUACAUAUAUUGCCAACACAUCGAUCACAUCAGUACCUGAUUGUUUCCAUUGUUAUAAUGAUUAUCAAGUUGGAUUCUCAUCAUCUGUACCACUACCUCCUAAUUUCUCAUGUGAUAUUCGAUUUAAUGCAUUGGUAUUUCCAAUCAUCAAUGGAAGCACAAUCGUAGAAGGUUCCAAUUUUGGGUGGGUCGCUCCUCAAAACUAUACCAUGCUUGUUCCCAAUUCAAAGUUCUUAUACCACAAAGCACCAGCAGUAGGAACUUAUCAAAAAGCAGGAUUUGUAAUUGGAACAAAAUACUAUAAAGAGGUGAACCUUAUCGAAUCAACCAUCUAUUUUGUGUUGAACCCAUUUUCAUUUGAUGCAAGUAGCAAUCGUUUGACCAUCUCAUUCAACUUUAUCAAUAAUCAAGCUAUACACACGGUGGUUUUAAUGUCUCGUACUGUACCACAAAUGUACUAUCCAUGUCAGCUGAAUGUGUUUAAUGAUAGCACCAUUGAGUGUACUCUGGAUCAAUUAAAAUCAGGUACAUACGAGGUGACAGUAUCCAAUGAAUUUAACCAAAUGAAAAUGGAUACUCCGUCGAUUACCGCUACCAACCAAGUCACCUAUCCAUUGGUAACAUCGGCACAACUAUCUGAAUCAUCAUUACAAUUAACAUUGUAUGGUGGGUUUGGUGUAAACCAACUCAAUUCACCAACUGUAACAUUAAAUAAUACUCUAGCAUGUCAAGUAACAUCAAAGAAUCAAACUACCAUUAUUUGUACAAUAUCUUCAUCCUCCUCCUCCUCUCAACUACCACCUGGGCAAGCAUCAGUACAAGUUCAAGUGGAUGGAUUCAAUACCAAUUUAAAUAAUGCCAUUAGUAUUGCAUUCCCACCAUCAAUUGAUUUGAAACAAAAAUGUAUUGAAGAUACAUUAAAUUGUUAUGGUCAUGGUCAAUGUAGUGACCAAGGAAUAUGUCUUUGUGAUCAAAAUUAUUAUGAUAAUUGUAGAUAUUUUAGUAUGUAUUAA
This is a messenger RNA of Cavenderia fasciculata, 2208 nucleotides long. RefSeq lists its product as uncharacterized. NCBI's taxonomy places the organism in Eukaryota, Evosea, Eumycetozoa, Acytosteliales, Cavenderiaceae. The record is from RefSeq and is a predicted model, not a curated record. The transcript has 12 exons. The coding region runs from base 1 to 2208 and encodes 735 amino acids.